Molecule: messenger RNA, 766 nt
Organism: Penaeus indicus
Lineage: Eukaryota; Metazoa; Arthropoda; Malacostraca; Decapoda; Penaeidae
Exons: 2
Coding region: 14-745 (243 amino acids)
Source: RefSeq, a predicted model, not a curated record
UCCUGAAGGCAAAAUGCAAGCACGAAACCUCCCUCUUGUGCUCCUGCUGGUGUGUUGGGCCGUUGCGUCCAGCGAAGCCUCUCUGUCCAUCGGUGGCUUAGUGGGUGGCUUGGCGAUUCUGAAGGGCGCGGCGCUUGUCAGUUACGCAGUGGGGCGUCACCAGCGAUACAACAGGGGACACUACCACGGCCGUUCUCUCUAUCACGGAGGCUAUAAUGGGAGAAGACACUAUCGCUACGGCCGCUCCGUCGAUCCCGACACCGAAGAAAACGCUGAUGAAGGCAAGAACUUGCUCCUGUCCACCGUGGGGCAGCUCGACCCCGACGGAUGCAUCCUCAAGAUGCUGUGCCACCUCCAGACGAGGAGUCACUCCAGCCUCAUGCCAGAGGAGAACGUCCUCGUCGACAUGUUCUCCAACAACACCGAGACCAUGUCCUCCUACAACGCCGCCUUCGUUUACGCCACGGAUGUCGGCACCAAGACUCGCGACCCGUCCGUCUGCAACGGACUCUUCCCCAAAUGUUCCCUCAAGGAAGAGCAGCUGAGCGGCCUCCUUCGGAGAGUCUGGGGCUGCGCCUCAGACCUCUUCCGAGAAGACGUUGAGCGCGAGGAGGAACAACCUGUGGUCGAGGAACGGCCUGUCGAUGAGGAGCCCCGAGAGGAACAACAAACCUUGGAUGAGGAUGAGCUGCCCCAAAAUGACAAAAUGUCCAUGGAAGAACUGGUGGCUCUGAUUAUGGAAUAAACAAUAUAACUGAUUACAAAA